Molecule: messenger RNA, 511 nt
Organism: Geodia barretti
Lineage: Eukaryota; Metazoa; Porifera; Demospongiae; Tetractinellida; Geodiidae
Source: the annotation of a GenBank genome assembly
UGUACUGGAGGACUGGUAGUGGCAGCAGAUCAUCGAGCCUGUUGUGUGGGAACAGAUGAUGGGCUUUCUUUCAAUGAUGGCACCACCUGUACUCUCUGUAUAGUGCAUGGGUUCCGGCAGAGUAAGUAUGAUGUGGUAGAGGGCGGGAGACUGGACACAAGGUUUCAACUCAAUGUAAAGGGAACAACACAGUUUGGUGGUGGUCUUGUUGUCCCUGGUCUCAUUACAACUGCAGCAGAUGGCACUGCAAGUAAGCUUCAUGUGUAGUAGUUAGCUUUACCUGCACAUGUUAUAUCUGCAGGCACCUCAGACUUUGAAAGGCUGCAACCAAUCAGAGUAACAAACAGUGCAGAGAUUCGUCUGUUCACUUCCAAUGAUGAAAUCACUCUGGAGUAUGACGACAGAGUGCUACUGAGGUUCACUCCUGACGAUCCUAGUCUUAUUCCUGGUUUAGAGGCUAAUGGAGAGUAUAUCAGAGAUACUGCAACAGUCAAUAUCGUUGAUAAUGAUU